This is a messenger RNA of Misgurnus anguillicaudatus (oriental weatherfish), 1361 nucleotides long. The record is from RefSeq and is a predicted model, not a curated record. NCBI's taxonomy places the organism in Eukaryota, Metazoa, Chordata, Actinopteri, Cypriniformes, Cobitidae.
CCACAGGGGUCCUUUGCGCUGAGUGUAAAUUGUGCGCGUGCCUUUAUUUUGAGUCUGAAGGGAACGUUAAUGAUCUCGAAUUUCAAUUCAGAUGUCUUUAAGUUAUUCAAUGUAGUACGUUAAAAUAUUACACUAAAAUAAUACGUACGUUGUCUUUCAGUGGUAAUUGAAUAGUUUUCGUAAAGUGUCAUAUAUGAAUAAUGGCAACUCAAGGUAAAUCUGUUUACAUACCGCGGUUCGGCUCUCAGUCGUCCCAAUCCCAAACCGACAACAAAGUAACUCUUAGCGGGCGAAUCUGCAGAUUAAGCAAGAGUAUGAAAAGGGUGACUUGUGUGUCGAGUUCCCUAACCGUGUCAAACGUCAAAAGUCCUGAAAUUACGCCAUGUUGUUCAAAAAUAGCGAAAACAAACUACCUUUUGAGGUUUUAUUGGUCAGCCAAGGCGAACAGAAAGACGGUACAGAAAUCAACGGAUACUCCGAUGACAUCUAACGGCGAGAAAUCACAGAGCGUUAAAGACCAAGGGUCCUCGUCGGAUUAUUUUGAAUUUCCACCUGAAGAUGCUCAAGCAACGGAUGAAAAGUCCCGAAUAAAACAGGACGUAUUGAGGACAAUAAGGAGAAUGAUAGAGGAGAACAGGGUCAUCAGACAGAGAUUACUCGCCUUGAGUCAGAUGAGCCAAACCAAGUGAUCUUUAGACCAUAGUGAUGCCACAUGUGAGUUUUGAAGUAUGCCAUUCGUCAUAUGCAAGCUACAGCAGUUUCUUAAAAAAAUUGUUAAAUGCAUUUGUGCACCCUUUUACAUGAUUGUUUUACACUAGUUAGGGUUAAGAUUUAUAUAGUUCCACUUAAUGCUUAUUGUUCUGUGCAUGUUCUAAGAGUUUCAUAUGCAUUCUAUGAAUCUAAAACACAUUUUCAGUAAUCAAACACAUUUUGAAGCUUUGGAAGAAAUUAGCCAUGUGUUACUGAUGACCACUAGAUGGUGAUGUUUUCCCAUGUAAGAUCAGCUUUGUAUUUUGCAGCUCACAUUAAAGUAAAAUACUGUUAACUUUACACUUGCUUAGUAUAGUAAUAAUUUAGUUUAGUAUUCAUAAACAGUAUGCCCCCAGUCUUUGCAGUGGGUACAUAAACAUUUGCCUUUUGAAACUGUAAACUGAGAACCAAGGCUGUUAAUUUAUGCCAAUGAAUACUGGUUAGCAAAUGUAUAUUUAUGUGUAUAUAAGACUGUUCUUGUAAAACACUGUUGUUGUUUUUACUUCAAUGUUUUAUCCAGCUAAAAUGCAACUGUGAAUGCUGUGGUACCGCAUGUAAUUUUUGUCAAGUCAUUUGUUUUAAUAAAAAGACUUAAAAGCAUUAAAAUGUAA